Molecule: messenger RNA, 2622 nt
Organism: Corvus hawaiiensis (hawaiian crow)
Lineage: Eukaryota; Metazoa; Chordata; Aves; Passeriformes; Corvidae
Gene: RSPO4
Product: R-spondin 4
Exons: 5
Coding region: 680-1351 (223 amino acids)
Source: RefSeq, a predicted model, not a curated record
CACAGCCGCCGCCGGAGCUGCCGGAGACCCACCACGGCUCCCGGCGACCAGGGGGCUCAGCCCUCCCCGGGGGCUGUCACUGGCCCCCCCAGCCCUGCCGGUGCUGGAAGCGGGGGGCUGAGCCGGGGGGGCUGAGCCGGGGGGGCCGGCGCAGGCAGCGUCAUUCGCCUGGCUCCACCCCCCCCAAAAUCGCAGGGGGCUUCGCUGUGACCCCGGCGCUGGGAUGGCAGCGGGACAGUCGGACCGCGGCGGGACGGCGGGACGGUUCCCAGCCGAGGUGGUGGCUGGAGUGCUCCGGGGGGAUCCAGCCAGGGCGUUUGCCAGUCGCUUUGUUGCUGCUGGGGGAUUUUUUAUUUUUUUUUUAGGAUUAUUAUUAUUUUGAAGGGGAGGGUGAGGAGAGGGGGCUGACACUGACUAUAAAGGCAGAGCUCUCCGGAGCAGACGCCACUUCCCCACCACCAUGAGCACUCCCCGGGCCUGACAGCCCCAGCCUGCCCCAGUGUCACUGGCUCAUGCUGCCCUGAAGUGUGGCUGUGUGCCCGAAGCUCGGGUUGGGAUGGUGUGAGCCCGGAGCCGCUCGUCGCCCUCCCAACACCCCUCACGGGCUCUGGCAGGAGCCGAGCCCGUCAGCCGCUUGGAUGAUUUGAUUCUUUCCCUGCCCGACAUCACUCCUGCCCAGAUGCAGUGGAUAAUAUUCAUGUUGCUGUUAUUCAUCAGCUCCAUGGAAAUGCUUGCGCAGAACCGGUGGAAGAAGCAAGCGAGUGCCGGCCUGCUGGAAAACUGCACAGGCUGCGUCCUGUGCUCUGAGGACAACGGCUGCAUCACCUGCCACCACCGGCUCUUCCUGCUUAUCUGGAGGGACGGCAUCCGCCAGUACGGGAUGUGCGUCCACACUUGUCCCCCAGGCUACUUUGGUGUGCGAGGUCUGGAGGUCAACAGAUGCACAAAGUGCAGGUCGCCCAGCUGCGAGAGCUGCUUCAGCAGAGACUUCUGCAUGAAGUGCAAGGACAAGUUUUACUUGUACAAGGGCCAGUGUUUCCGGCAGUGCCCCUCCGGCACUGCGGCACAGCCCGGCACCCGCGAGUGCCAAGAGACGUGCGAGCCGGGGCCGUGGAGCGAGUGGAGCGCCUGCACCCACGAGAGCCGGACCUGCGGCUGCAAGUGGGGAGUGGAGACGCGGGUACGGGAGGUGCCGGAGGCUGCCCGGGAGGAGGGGACUGCCUGCCCCGCGCUGCUGGAGACCAGGAGGUGCCGCAUGAAGAAGCACUGCCCGGGAGAGAAAAUCGAACCCAAAAAUAAAGGCAAAAAGCGACAGAAGAAGCCGAAGACAGAACGGCACACGGGCACCUAGCAGGCACCAGCACGGGAGCUGGAGCACUGUGGCAGGAGCUCCCAGCCAGCUCCUGCCACAGUGCUCCAGCCAUAUUACCCCUGUUUUUCCAUCCAUAAAAAAAAAAAAAUUGCACAAUUUUCUCUGCCGCCCCAUCCCCCUUUUCUUUUGAGACGAUUUAUGGCCUGUAAAACAUUUCCUUUUCAGAAAAUCUAAUUUGCAAUGUCCAAAGCAAAGCCCUAGGGCUUGGGGAGGGGGUGGCUCCUUUAUUCCUCUGGUCUUCUCUCUCCCCUAGCCUGCUCCAUCCCUUCCCUUCCUCCAGACGGGUGGGAUGGGGUUAGACCAGGGGCUGGAUCCUGCUAAUGAAGCUGAUGCCUGCCUGGAUACCGUCCCCCAGGGCUGGGAGCUGCCCUGGCUUCACAGGGUCCUGAUUUUAUGGGUGUGCUGGGGGACACAGUGCACCACUGAGCUGCUCCAGGUGCUGGAUAGUGUUCCCCAUCCUCAGCCACAGGCAUGGGAAGCAGCAAGACUCCCAGGGUUGGGACCCCACUGGGGACCACGCCAUUGCUCACAGCAGCCCAGCCUCAUGCUCAGCAUCCGCACAAGCACAACCAAGGGCCAAAUCCCACUGUCCUGGGGCAGCUGGACCCCCAAACUGGGAACCCUUCUGGGAACUAUGCCAGCCCAGCACUCAGCAUCCUCAUGGGCCAAAUCCUGCCGUCUUUAGACUCACAGAGAGGCUCAAAGAGCUUCUCUCCCAGCUGGAUAUGGGCACAGGAAUUUGUGGUGACCACGGCUGUAUUCGGUCUAGGACAGGGACACACACAGUGCAAGUGCCAGCGCGGGCGGGGCAUGCUGCUGCCUCCUGCAUCCCCAAACCGGGAUGUGUUGGAAGCAGCGCUGUAACCCCCUCCCAGCCAUCACCGGGUGUGUGACCGUGGGGUGCUGAGCCCAGGCGUGCCAGUCUGUCCCUCCCUGCCACGCUGUAUAUGUCCAUAGGCACAGCGGGCUGCAUUGGUCUAUAUAUACCACGUGUGUGCUUAAAUCGCUGUCCCAGCCGCAGGCAGCUCUGCAUUCGGGGUUUGCCGGGGUCCGAACUCCCCGUCCCUGCCCUGAGCGUGAGCAGGGGGAGGCCAGGGCUGGCCGCGUUGUGUCGGGGCUGCGGGGGCUGCACAGACCCUUCAGGACGGGAGCGCUGGGUGUCAGCAUCGAGCCAGCCCCAGAACCGGCACAAAGCUGCCGGAGCAGCUCCUCCGUUCGCUUCAUGACAAAUAAACGGAUUAAACCCCCGG